Messenger RNA from Impatiens glandulifera, 915 nucleotides. Its product is annotated as chromatin remodeling protein EBS-like. NCBI's taxonomy places the organism in Eukaryota, Viridiplantae, Streptophyta, Magnoliopsida, Ericales, Balsaminaceae. The record is from RefSeq and is a predicted model, not a curated record. Bases 32 to 682 code for a protein of 216 amino acids. The transcript is spliced from 5 exons. Gene Ontology annotation, molecular function: chromatin binding.
CCUUACCCUACCCUACUCUCUCUCACUAGACAUGGCCAAGACCAGACCAGGCAGCAGGCGCGUCGUUGCUUCCUACACCAUCAGGGGCACCAACAAAGUCGUCAGAAUGGGAGAUUGUGUGCUUAUCCGAUCAUCGGAGAACAACACUCUUCCCUAUGUGGCUCAGAUCGAUAAGAUCGAGAUGGAUAACCGUAACAACACCGACGUUCGUGUAAGGUGGUAUUACAGGCCGGAGGAAUCUAUCGGAGGUCGAAGAAUAUUCCAUGGUUGCAAAGAGCUCUUCUUGUCCGAUCACUACGACUUUCAGAGUGCUCACACCAUUGAAGGUAAGUGUACCGUUCAUUCUUUCAAGAAUUACACCAAGCUUGAGGACGUUACUCCCGAGGAUUACUACUGUCGAUUUGAGUACAAAUCUGCAACCGGUGCUUUCAUACCUGAUCGCGUUGCAGUGUACUGCAAAUGUGAAAUGCCCUACAAUCCGGACAAUCUAAUGGUUCAGUGUGAGGAAUGCAAAGACUGGUACCAUCCUACUUGUGUUAACAUGACUGCAGAUCAAGCAAAACUACUAGAUGAGUUUUACUGUGCUGGUUGUUCUUCUACUGCUGAAGAUAGUAACACAUAUCCUUCAUCCGAAGUCAUCAACAGAUCUGAGACGUUGGAACCCCAACGCAGAAGGAUGUAAUGAAGGAAGGCACAUGCAUGCAUGGGAUUGAGAUGGUGAAAGAUUGCUGGCUAGCUAGCUAGCUUGCUUGCUUCUUCAUCUAGCUGCUUCUCUAAUCCCUUUAUUUAUCAAGUACUAUUACUGUACAGUCAGUCAGUCUAGAGAAUGUGCCUUGUUUGGCAUUCAUGUCUUUAGCAGUGGUUUCAAACUAUUCUCCUUUUAAAUCUUCUUCUUAUGACUUAUCUUUACAUUGA